This is a messenger RNA of Protobothrops mucrosquamatus (brown spotted pit viper), 379 nucleotides long. Its product is annotated as proteasome activator complex subunit 2-like. NCBI's taxonomy places the organism in Eukaryota, Metazoa, Chordata, Lepidosauria, Squamata, Viperidae. The annotation marks the transcript as partial. Gene Ontology annotation, molecular function: endopeptidase activator activity. Gene Ontology annotation, cellular component: proteasome activator complex; nucleoplasm; cytoplasm. The transcript is spliced from 5 exons. Gene Ontology annotation, biological process: regulation of G1/S transition of mitotic cell cycle; regulation of proteasomal protein catabolic process; positive regulation of endopeptidase activity. The record is from RefSeq and is a predicted model, not a curated record.
GAAGGGGAGGGGCGAGGCCGGAACGGAACGUGGGAAUGUGAAAGCGAAAUCGAUUUCGCGGCCAGCCGAAAGCGAGUCUUCCCCCCCGCGGCCCAGCUCUGCACCCCGGACACCAUGGCCAAAUCCUGCACCGCCAACAUCCGUGUCGCCAAAGAGACGCGCGUGAAGAUGGCUCUCUUUAGAGAAUCACUUUUGAAAGAGGGUGAAGAAUUUCUUUGCACAUUUUUACCUGCAAAGAUAUUUCAGUUGGAUAAGUUUCUUAAGGAAAAUUCACUGAACCUUCAAGAUUUGACCACUCUGAAAGCUCCUUUGGAUAUCCCUAUUCCAGACCCCCCACCCAAAGAAGACGAGAUGGAUACAGAAAAGGAGGAAAAGGAAG